Messenger RNA from Schistocerca gregaria, 703 nucleotides. RefSeq names its product clathrin interactor 1-like. Lineage: Eukaryota; Metazoa; Arthropoda; Insecta; Orthoptera; Acrididae. Gene Ontology annotation, molecular function: clathrin binding; phospholipid binding. The record is from RefSeq and is a predicted model, not a curated record. Gene Ontology annotation, biological process: endocytosis. Gene Ontology annotation, cellular component: plasma membrane; endosome; clathrin vesicle coat. The transcript is spliced from 5 exons. The coding region runs from base 320 to 703 and encodes 127 amino acids.
GAUUUCAUGAGAAGAAUCGAUAGCUGGUCGAAAGUGUUUAAACUUAAUUCGUUUGAAUCGUUUAACAUCUAAAAUGAAAAGUGAAAAAUCUAUGAAUUUGCGAAAAUAGUUGGAAGCACUUCUGGACUGCUCACAAGAAAAUGAAACGAAAAAGUACUGAUGAUGUGAGGUUGAUGACGUUACCUCGGCCAUGUUGAAGUUACAUAUCAGCUGUUACUGAGAUUUGUAACAGUGGGGAGAUGGAUAAAUUGUGAUUGGGUUGUGACCUUGUGCUUCGUUGUCUGUGUAUAUAGUAUAGAAUCAUUUUAGUGCUGCAAUCAUGUGGAAAGUGAGGGAACUGGUGGAUAAAGCCACCAAUGUUGUUAUGAACUACACUGAUAUAGAAGCAAAAGUUAGAGAAGCCACAAAUGAUGAUGCAUGGGGACCGACUGGUGCACUGAUGCAAGAAGUGGCACAAGGUACAUUCACAUAUGAGCAGUUCCCAGAAGUGAUGUCAAUGCUUUGGAAGAGAAUGCUACAGGAUAAUAAAAAGAAUUGGAGGCGAACAUAUAAGUCACUCCUCCUAUUAAACUACUUGGUUCGUAAUGGGUCAGAACGGGUGGUUACUUCUGCACGGGAACACAUUUACGAUCUGCGAAGCUUGGAGAACUACACCUACGUAGAUGAGUAUGGGAAGGAUCAAGGAAUUAAUGUUCGCUUGUGA